Messenger RNA from Caenorhabditis auriculariae, 7236 nucleotides. Lineage: Eukaryota; Metazoa; Nematoda; Chromadorea; Rhabditida; Rhabditidae. The record is from the annotation of a GenBank genome assembly.
AUGGCGGACGAUAACGACGAUACAGAAGGUUUCCGUGGCGGACAAGCGAACAAAAAAGUUUUUGAUGUCAAUGUGAAAUUGUUGAGCUUUUGUGUUUCAGUACACCUUUUUCGUUAUCGAUGGUUCUGAAUCCAUGUUUGACGGCGGCAACGACUGCGAUUUUCGGAAGGCUGUUGAUGUUCGCUUUUAAAAUAUUGAAUUAAUCUUGAAAGGCUUUCCAAAUUCAUUGAAAAAAAGAAGUGGUUCAUUUCAAUUUUUGUUUUUUGGAAAAAGGUGGAUAAUCUUUUUAUCUCCUAAUGUCAUUAUUCACAAGUUUUCAAGAAGACGGAGCUUUUGGUCUUUUAAAAUCAUUUUUGGGUUUUAUUUACUUUUGUUUUACUCCUUUCGAACAUCUUUUUACUCUCUUAAAAAUCCUGUUCAACAAGAAGCUUUGAAAAACUUUAGGAAAGUUUUUAUUCUCUUAUUUUUUCAAUAAAAUACUUGUCAAUUCAUCUAGAAAUUUCUCAUGUUUUGAUUCGACUUUUCAUUGUUUUUAGUUGGUUUUUCCGCGAACUUCUCAACGUCUGUUGCUUGCGAUCGCUGAACAAUCACGUCGGAGUCGUCGUUACUAACACGGUUUUCAUUGAUUCCUUCCUGUUAUGCCCGAAAAUGGCCCGUUGGGGGAGAGGAUUUAUUAGUGGGAAGAAAUGGGACAAAAGAGCUUCAUUAUAACAGUAAAAAAAAGGUUUAUAUAGUUCUUUAAGGUUAUGGAAUGUUCCAGAAUGAAGGUGAAGCUUAGAUCAGAUUGAAAAAUAAGCCAAUCUUGAGUUUUAGAUUUUCCGUGAAGGUUAUAGAACACACAAGGAUUAUUUGAAACCUUUUAGAAGAAUAUAUGAUAAUUCGAGCUUUCUAGAACGAACUGAAAUCAUUACGAAUGAUCCCUAUGACGCAAUAAGAAAAAAAAAUGUACAGAACAUAGGAAAAUAUUCUAGAAUCAGCUCUAAAAAAGCUUUAAGCCUCAAAAAUUCCUUCCAUUUCAGAAGAAAACCACGGACAAAGCCGCCGAGAACAGCGUCGUUUUAUUGCCGAUCGGCGUCCCUUCGCAAGACGAAGUCAAUGAAAUCAAAGCCUUGCUUGACGAUGGUGCAUUUUUUGACAGCUUCAUCCGGGUUACGGAACCCUUCCGGGAAGCUUCCAGUAAAAAGUCGCAGCCUUUUUCUGUGCAUGCGCCUUUAAUAAAAGCGUGUGACCUGCUUUAUAUAUGCGCCUUUAGAAAAACAGAAAGUUCAGGCUUAAUUAAAGGCGCAUGCCCUUGUGCAUUGAAAGAAAGCUUUUUUUCUGUGCAUGCGCCUUUAAUAAAAGCGUGUGGAAUGCUUUAUAUAUGCGCCUUUAAUAACACAGAAAUUUCAGGCUCAAUUAAAGGCGCAUGUUCUUGUGCAUUGAAAGAAAGCUUUUUUCUGUGCAUGCGCCUUUAAUAAAGGCGUGUGGAAUGCUUUUUAUAUGCGCCUUCAAUAAAACUGAAAUUUCAGGCUAUAUUAAAGGCGCAUGCCCUUGUGCAAUGAAAGAAAGCUUCCCGGAAGGAUUCUGUAGAGAUAAAAAUCAUAAAAACCUGGCUCAAAAUGGAUACUUAACAAAUUGGCGGGUUUUUUGAAUUUGAAUCAAACUGAGCAAAGAAAUUUCAUUUAUUUUUAUUAUGAUACACAGGCAAAGUCGGAUGGGUGGAAAAAGGCGCCGUAGAAAUGUUCCCUUUUGCUGCCUUUUUGCGCCCUUUUAUCGGCCCUUAUGCACCAUUUUUCCUGCCUCUCCUUUUUUUCCACCAUUUCUUGAGAUUUUAAAACCGAAGAAAAAAUAAAAGGUUCGAUAAGGGACUCUUUUUGCGGCCUCUAUGCAGCCUUUUUUAAGCCUUUUUCUUUUAUUCCAUUCCAACUUUGCCCGAGUAUUUUCCUACAUUUCUUCCGUAAAUUUUAGUACCUGUGUGUGAAAAAUGAUACAUUUGAUAAUGAUCAAUCCUUCUAUCCAUUUUUCAAAACAUAUCAAGCUUCAGAAAACAUCAAAGACGCUUUCGAAAGCAUUUCCGGUGGAUUCUACAACUCGGAUCUGGCUCAGAUCCUCAAUUACUGCAAGAGAGAGUUUGCAAGGUUUCAUUUUUCGUUUCAGAUGACUAAUUAAUGACCAUUUGGUUCAGCUUUUCGAACACCCGCCAUCAGUCAGUGUUCUACUUCACCAACGACCGACAGCCUUUUGGAAGCGGAGCAUUGGAAGAUUCCAACUAUUUUGUAAUUUAACUGAAAAUUCCUGAAAUUAAUUAAUUAAUUCUUUUCCAGAAGAAAACUCUCUCCGCAGUGAAGAAAAUCGUCGGGCGUGGACAGCGGAAAACUCUCGGAGAAUUUUCGGUCGUUUUUUUCGGCGAGAAACCCGAAGAAGGCGAAUUCCAGCCUGAGAAGGAGCCCUUGGUUCGGAUUGGAGAUAUUGCCGAUAUCUGAUUUAUAAGCUUACAGUAUCUCCUGGACACCGAGGUUUUCGAUACCGACAUAACUCCUGCCAAAAGGUGAAUUAUUGAUUUUUCCAACUUUUUGAACGGAAAAAUUGAAGAAUCCGUCAAAAAACGACGGCUCUCCGCUCUCUGGCAAAUAUAGGCGUACACCUGGGGCCUGGAGUUUCGUUCGACGUUGGCGUGUGGGUUUUUCGGUUUCUUGUAGAUUUGUGCUUGGCUUGGCUAUCAUGUACGAGAGUCGGAAAGGAUGGAAAAAGGCUCUUUUUUUGCUGCAUUUUUGCGCCAUUUCAUCGGCUCUUAUGCACCAUUUUUGCUGCCUCUUCCUUUCUCCACCAUUCCUUGAGCCUUCAAAGUUCUAGAAAAAAUGGAAGGCUCGAUAAAGGUGCUUUUUUUGCUCCCUUUCUGCGUCUUUUUUCUGAGCCUCUCCCUUUUAGCGGCCAUUAUCCACCUUUUGCCCGAGAAUGAGUUAGCCAGCGAAAAAAGCUGCUGUAAGUAGAUUAACCAUGCGAAAUCAAUCGGAAAUUUCAGUUGAUUAUUUCGUCGAUCCCAUUUUCAGUUAUAUCCUAGCGGCUGAAGCGCCAGCCCUGCCGCAUACAAAGAAAUAUUUGAAAAAGACGGAGCAACCGCUGCUCAAACGUGUAGGCUAUGUCCCCGUUUCAGGGGAAUCUUCAGCCGCGAAAACUGUUCGUUUCCUUCAAAAAAUGCCCUCUCAUCAUGUUUAUUAAAGGCAACUGUCGGAGGAGUUCAGAAAGAAAUCAAAGAAGAAGUCGACGAAGACGACUUUGGCGCCACUUUUUUGGGACGAGGCGGUUUUUCUGGUGAUUAUUUGGAAAGAGAUGUUGAAAACUUGAAACAUUUGGAAGUAUUCCAAGUUUUAGAAUUUUACAAGAUUUUCUUAGUAAUGUUUAUGGAUUUUUUUUAUCACUGAAGUUCGUCCUCACGGCUUUUUUUGGACGAUACCCCUAUUUUUUCCGUAAAGUGUAGUGUGUAGUGUGCAUGCACUGCGGCGCUUUCGCACAUGCCAUGUUUAAUGCAAUUUCCGCGAAAUCUCCUUUCACUCUCUGGCGGCCAUUUUGAACUUCGCAGAAUCACUUUCAACAAGAAAAAUUGCGUUUGCUCAAAAUGAGAAAUCGAAUCGUCACAUGACCCAUUGAACAUGCGCCUUUAAUGUUCCCUGUUGUUGACGCCCAUGACGUCACUUAAAAACAGAGGAUUUGGCCCCCCGCCCUUCUUUUUUGGUUUUGCUUUUUUUUUCCUCCACUAACGAAAACGCCGUGUCCUGUUAAGGAUGAAUUUUUUUAAAAAACCGAAAAAUGUCAAGAAAUGAUGAAAUAACAAUGAGUUAAAGACCUUAAUUUCCAGACAAUUUUUCCCGAAAUUUUUCUUUAUCCACAAUUAUACUCCUUAACUUUGACCUAUUCUUCCCAAUUUUAUAGAUUGGAAAUCGAAAAAUGAACUGAAGAGAAUGCUGGAAAUCGGCGGAGAGAAGGUGAUGAUGUCCCAGAAACAGUACGACAGCAUGGGCCGUUUUGGAGAGAAAGGUUUACUUUUUUUCAAGCUGGUCGCAAUACACCGUCGUGUGUAAAGGACGUGUAUGCAGACACCAUUUCCGUGAUACUAGUCGUCGAUGAAUUUUAACUACACGAAUCAUGUACACCCAAGGAAAAGAAAGCGCAAAAGGAAACGGUGUCUGCAUACACGCGCUUGCACGCGACGGAAAAUUGCGGACUUAGGGCUUUUGGAGCAGCCGGCGGCCUCGUCCUUUACUCCUUUCUAUUCUAUUAUUUUCAGGAAUAACCCUACUUGGCUUCCGACCAAUCGAUUCUAUCGAUGUCGAGCUCUGCGUGGCCGCCCCUAAAUUCCUGAGACCAAAUGAAGAGGUCAAUCCUUUCAAACGCGUUCAGGAACGCCAGAGUGGUCACUAGAAGGUUAAGGAAUAAAAGCAGUCACUAUAGGGGGCCAGAUAGAGCUCCCUAGAGGGGAAAACUUCAGGAAGUUAUUUCCUAAAGCGCAAGUGGUCCCUAUAGUGGUCUCCAUUUUUUUUUUUGUUAAGAAUUUGUAGAGGAAACAAGAUAUGAGGGACCGCUAACAGGCUCCCCUAGAGUGGCCACUUGUGCAAGCUUAAGUAAUCUCUACAGCGGGAGGUAAGGCAGUCUUAAGAGAGCGGCUUAAGGUUUUACCCUAUAGGGGCCGCUCUGGUGUUCCUAAGGUCGGAAGUAGUUGAUUGCGCACCAUUCAAACUUCAAUUUAGUCGACUCUUGGAAGUACCCGGCUCUACCGAGCAUUGCUGGACAGAUGCCACGAACGACAGCAAGCCAUGAUCUGCCGAUAUCAGAGCCGAUCCAAUGAACGACUUCGAUUGGUCGCCUUGAUCCCUUGGAAGAACACGACACCAAAAGAUGGCCCCGAAUCGACGGUGUGCAGCUUUUUUUGUAAUGAAAUCGAAGCUUUGUAACACGAAAUACUGAACUGCCCACGGGACGCCCCGGGCCGACCCGUCUCUCAAAAGUUGAAAAUGAGUGAAAAAAGGCGUUAUAGUCCGUUUUUCGCGACUUCUCUGCGCCCUACUUAUCUCUCAUUUUUACGUGCUAUUUCCACGUUUAUUUGACGGUGAGGGAACAGAGAGACGCAGACACGCGAAAACUGUCAUGUCGCGCCGGCUUGUCACGAUUUUUAUUUUACUCUGAUUUUUUGGGAUAAGCGAAACCUGUUUCUCUGCAUGCGUCUUUAAAUUUCCGUUCUAUUAAAGGAGCAUGCAUUAAAAAUACAGCGAGGAAAACAUGCCAAAUAUGUGAAAAAAGUCGUAAGGUUCAAAUCUCCGGAAAGGCUUGAUAAAAUUUAACAGAUUUUUAAAAUUUAACAGAAUUGAAUAGAUAAAUGAGCUUUUCUACUGGGAGAAAGACUGUUGCAGAAAAAACUACCAUUUUCAGAUUUUUCUUUUUUUUGGGGAAAUAGUGAUUGCGUGAGAAAGAAGAUUUUAGGUUUCAAAAAAAAAAAAAAAAGAAACUGAUUUUUUUCGGUGGGACAUUUCAUGUUUUCAAAAUCGAUUUCUCGGCGUAACAUUUUAUAUUUUGAUUGCUCAGGGCUUACAAAAGCUUAAGGCGCAAAGUUUUUCACUUCCUCGAAUAUAUAUAGUCCGUUUGUAUUUUGAAUGUCAAGUAGAAUGACGUCAUUCGAAAACGCUCUGUGGAUGGCUCGCUCUCUGAUUGGUUUAUCGGGCAAUUCGGGGCGGAGCUUGAGCAAGGACUCGACAAAAAAAAAAGCAGAGAGGGGGCCAUCAUCAGAGUGUUUUAAAUUGACAUCAUUGCAUUUCACAUUCAAAGUCUGAACAGUCUAAGGCUUCUUGUUUUGAGACGUCUUGUCUAUAACUUUCAAAAACUAUUUUCAAACAACGUCAGGCGUCUCAAAGAGCCGGAGCAGAUGUAUCCGACUUCAUUCACGACGGAUUCCACGUCUUCGUCCUACCGUACAAGGAAGAAGUACGAGACGACGUCGAAAGGAUUCGCUCAGGCGGACCGCUUGACGGAAAAUGGCCGGAAGGUGGCAUCUUCUGCAGAAUCCAAGAGAAUCAAAAUAUUUAGUUUGUGACACGGACGUUCACGUCGCUCGGGCGUUCGUCAAGAAGUUGACCAUGUCCUACAAUCCGAGCUUCUACGAGAAUCCAAGUAGCUGGACCCUAUUCUGAUUUUGAUCAAUGGGAUUUUGAUUGCAGGACUUCUCUCCCAGAAGGCGGCUCUUGUAGAGAGGGCCACCGGCGAUGUCAUCCUCGAACGGAAGGAUACUUUGGGUAAUGAAAUAUUCUCGAUUUUAUAUUGGAAAAGUAGAGAGGCUUCAUCUAGAAUAACCCAGAAACACGUGACUGAAGAUAGAUCAGAGAACCUGUACAAUAAAGGAAAUGGAGUUUUCUGGUUAGAAUGAAAAAAACAGAGCUGCUAAUAGGGCGAUCCGGCCCGCGAAGUGGUCGCUUUGUUAAAACAGCCUUUUUCUUCAAUCAAUCAAUAAAAUAAUUUAUUUUGUUGGUUUAGUCAUAAUCGACUAGGCGGUGAACAAUUCAGUUUUCCACCAGCCAUAUUUUCCCUCAUUUUUAACGUACGGGCAACUUCUUUUGAUCGCGGGGCUAUCCGUGUCGAAAGCUCUGGAAAAAAAAAGUUUAAGCCAACUUCUAUAAUGGUACCAAUGUGUCUGUUUCUCUCUGAUGUGAACAAAUUUUUUGAAUUUCAGCCUCAAUUUCUUUGUCUUUUCAGUCCCUUACCACGCCUACCCGGAGCGUAUGGAAAGAGUGAAAGAGGAGGUCAAGGAGUUCGUCGACUACUUUUGUUUGGAAGACGCGCUGCAUGCCCUGGAGGCCAAGCCCAAGACGCCCCGAAGACGGAACGCCAAGGUCGAAGGCGUCGACAUCAAGGAGGAAGACGAAGAAGGUUCGAUUCCUUGGCUUCGAUAGAGGGUCUUUUCGGAAGUGCAACUGUAUCCUCUGAAAAAAUAUUGACGUUUUAAGAUGUCUCCCCGCCGAAAAGAGUACGACAUGGAGCCGUCAAGAAAGAAGAAGCAUCCAGUGAAGCCGACGACGAAGUCCGGAAGCUUUUCGAGCGUGGAAAUGUGAAUUUCGAGAAAAUUCGCAAAACUGAACAAAUUUCCAGCUUUCCUCUUUGACGGUAGCCGAAUUGCGAGCGGCAAUUUCUUCCCACUGUGCGUGUGUCCCGAAAUCGACCCUGCGGAAAGCGCAACUCGUCGAAAUGCUGGAACAAUUCUUCAACGCCAACUAA